AUGGGUCUUUCCUUGGACGAUAACGAUGUUGUGAUAUUAAAGCAGGGAUGGAUAUAUCGGCAGAAGACAUUCUUUCGAAAAUGGAAGAAAAGUUGGUUGGUGGUAUGUUUAGGCGGUAGCUUGAAAUAUUACAAAGGGAAACAAUCGCCACGUCCACAGAAAACAUUUAAUAUAAAAAACGACUGUAUGACUAUUCGCACAGGAAAAAAGUGUCGCCAUCUUCUGCCACCGAAUAACGUAGACACCGAGUUUCUGAUAGAAAUCAUUCUCACAGGAGAGCGCUCAUUGAAAUUCUGUGCACAUGAUGGCGACAGUUUCAAGAUGUGGCUUAAUGCUCUACAGCGUGCCCAGGCCGACCGGACAUUACCCACACCUAGAUAUGAACGACGCAACCUCCGACCUGAGGAAAUAGAAGAGUUUGAGGAAAAAGGUUGCUGGUAUGCCUGCUUCAGGAAAAACAAAGUUGAAAAUUUAUAA
Ylistrum balloti is the source of this 477-nucleotide messenger RNA. RefSeq names its product pleckstrin homology domain-containing family B member 2-like. Bases 1 to 477 code for a protein of 158 amino acids. Gene Ontology annotation, biological process: regulation of cell differentiation. NCBI's taxonomy places the organism in Eukaryota, Metazoa, Mollusca, Bivalvia, Pectinida, Pectinidae. The transcript is spliced from 5 exons. The record is from RefSeq and is a predicted model, not a curated record. Gene Ontology annotation, cellular component: membrane.